AUGUCUAUCAUUAGUGAAAGCAAUUUGGGAGUCGACUAUGUCACAGUAAACUCGACCUUCGGCUCCGUCAAAGGAUUCAUCAACAGAGACUACCCAAACGUCGCCCAAUUCCUAGGCAUUCCCUUCGCCGAACCGCCGAUAGGGCCGCGCCGAUGGUUACCUCCAACGCCGAAGGCUCCGGUCGACAGCAUCGAUGCCACAAAGUUUGGAUUAUCUUGCCCUCAACAGCUUGGAGGCAGGCCGUCGGUCUAUAAUACGGAUGUGACUGAACACCAGAUCCGAGACGACACUUCCGAGGAUUGUCUUUCUCUCUGCAUUUGGGCACCCAAAGAUGCGGUCAAGGAGGCGUUCACGAAGAAGUUCCCUGUGAUAGUGUUCAUCACCGGCGGCGCAUUUCUCGUCGGCGGCUCUACGAUUCCUUAUCAGAAUCCAACGCCCUGGAUCGAGAGCAGCAAGCGCCACGUUGUUGUCAGCAUCAAUUAUCGACUGAACGUCUUCGGCUUCCCCAACGCCGCGGGACUCAGCCCUGAUGAACGAAAUCUAGGAUUUUUAGACCAGCGGCUCGGGCUGGAAUGGGUACAUCAACACAUCGCCUCCUACGGCGGUGAUCCAUCGCGAAUGACGCAUUUUGGACAAUCGGCUGGCGCCCGCAGCAUCGACUGCCACGCGUUCCUGCAUCCGGACAAACCCCUGGUGCGAAAUCUCAUUCUCCAUUCUGGGUGUGCACUCCCUCCGCUUCCAGUGAGCGACCCGGGAUGUACGCACUUCAGUGCUCUCGCCAAGGCACUCGGUUUCCCGGGCGGCGAUGCUGCGGCGGAGUUGGAGUUUAUGAGACAGCAGCCUCCGCAAGAGCUCCUCGAGGCUAUCCAGCAUCACUGGGCUACUGAAGAGAAGCCUUUUCUGAGCUUCCGGCCCGCGGUAGACGGCUUUACACUAUUUGAUGAUUAUGAAGACAGGGCCGAGGCAGGAAACUUCAGUAAAUUGCCUGCCAUUUGUGGAACCAUGAACGACGAGGGAAAUUCAGUAGCUGUAUAUCAUCCCGACAGGGCUGAUUCGUUUUGGGCGGAAAAGAUCACAAAAGACUACUUCUUGGGACCUAUGGUUGCCAUGGCGCGAGCACGCUCAGCUCAUACGCCCACAUUCCGCUUCUUGCUCAAAGACUAUGCACCUGCUGGUACCAGCUCAUUUCAUAACAUCAGUCCCCGACCAUGGCUGCGAGCCUAUCACAGCUCGGACAUGCCUUUGAUCUUCGGAACGCACGAUUGGGCUCGUGGCCCCUCUACGCCGUUGGAAGAGAAGGUCUCACGUGUAUGGCAAGAUUUGUAUGUAGCUUUCGCAGAAGAUGGGCCGGAUGGGUUGCGGAAGAUGGGGUGGAAUGAUAUGAGGGAAGGUGUGGGAAUCGUGCUAGGUGGUGGUGAGAAGGGUUGGGAGACUGUCAGCCUGGAAGAGGUUGACAACAGGUGA
This is a messenger RNA of Colletotrichum lupini, 1464 nucleotides long. RefSeq names its product acetylcholinesterase. The record is from RefSeq and is a predicted model, not a curated record. Lineage: Eukaryota; Fungi; Ascomycota; Sordariomycetes; Glomerellales; Glomerellaceae. The coding region runs from base 1 to 1464 and encodes 487 amino acids. The transcript has 4 exons.